AUGAAGCUUUUCCAAACUUCUAUCCGAUUCUUAGGACAUGAUUUACACCAAGGAAGUCAGAAACCUAUCUGUAGAGCCAUAGAAUUCUCUACCAAAUUUCCUGAUGAAAUUACUGAUAAAACGCAGCUCCAGAGGUUCCUAGGAAGCCUAAAUUAUGUUGCUGAUUUUAUUCGUAACAUUAGACAGGUCUGUGAGCCUCUUUUCCAGUGCCUUAAGAAAAACCCGGUUCCUUGGGGUCUUGAGCAAACAAAGGCAAUCGUCAAGAUUAAGUCUUUAGUAAAAAACCUCCCUUGUCUAGGUAUCCCCAAUCCCGAUGCCUUCAUGAUUGUUGAAACAGAUGCUUCGGAUAUAGGAUAUGGAGGUAUCCUGAAGCAAAAGGUAGAUGAAAAAUCCUCGGAACAAUUAGUUCGUUUCACCUCAGGCGUAUGGAAUCCAGCCCAGAGGAAUUACAGCACUGUCAAGAAAGAAGUUUUAUCUAUAGUGCUAU
Molecule: messenger RNA, 487 nt
Organism: Capsicum annuum
Lineage: Eukaryota; Viridiplantae; Streptophyta; Magnoliopsida; Solanales; Solanaceae
Exons: 1
Source: RefSeq, a predicted model, not a curated record